CCUCUCCCAAAUUACACAAAGCCACAUUUCUUCUCUUCGUCUCCGUCGUCUCGGACUCUUCUCCCAAAUCGAGCAAGCCAGCCACAGCUCCUCGUCUCCUCCUCCCCGCCUGGAUCCUUCUCCGCCUCCGCGACUCCCUUCUCCACGGACCAGCAACCGGCGGCCGCAGCGGCGGCCGUAUGAAUGAGCGGCGGAGGUAGCGGUGGUAGCCUGGUAGGGUUGCGUUGCGGGAGCCGAUCGCCGGGUGGGUGGAAGUAAAGCGGGCGGAGGUGGCGCCUGGUAUGGCGGGUGCUCCGCCAGCGGCGCCUGGGCCGGGGGGCGGCGCCGCGGCGGGGCUGAAGACCUACUUCAAGACGCCCGAGGGGAGGUACAAGCUGCAGUACGAGAAGACGCACUCCGCCUUGCUGCACUACAGCCACGGCGGGAAGACCGUCUCGCAGUUGACAGUGGCGUGCCUGAAGGCGAAGCCUACUGAACAGGGCUCCACGCCGUCAACACCAAGCUCCAGCAGUGGGAUGCGAUCUGCAGCAGCAAGGCUGCUGGGCACUGGGAAUGGUAGCAGGGCACUUAGCUUUGCUGGGGGCAAUGGAGUAAGCCGGGCUGUUUCUGGAAGCAGCCGUAUAGGAGGUGGCCUUGGUACAUCUAUAGGCCUUGGUGGAUCUCAAGGGGUGGCAAAUUAUGAUGGCAAGGGUUCAUACAUCAUCUUCAAUGCUGCUGAUACACUAUUCAUCAGUGACCUCAAUUCCCAUGAUAAGGAUCCAAUAAAGUCCAUCCAUUUCAGCAACUCAAACCCAUUAUGCCACGCAUUUGACCCAGAAGCCAAAGAGGGGCAUGACCUGAUCAUUGGGAUGGGAUCAGGGGAUGUCUAUUCAAUGUCACUGAGGCAACAGUUACAAGAUCCUGGGAGGAAGCCUGUUGCAGCCCAACAUUACAAUAAGGGUGAUAAAGAUGUAACACCCAAUGGCAGCCGGUGCACAUCUGUUGCAUGGGUGCCUGAGCGUGAAGGCAUUUUUGCUGUUAGCCAUUCUGAUGGAAAUCUGUAUGUGUAUGAUAAAAACAAGGAUGGGAGCACAGAUUGUAUGUUUCCAGCUUUGAAGGAUCAAUCCCAGUUCACGGUUUCUCAUGCAAAGUCAAGUAAGAGCAACCCAAUUGCCAGAUGGCAUAUAUCUCAAGGUUCGAUCAAUGCCAUUUCCUUUUCACCAGAUGGCGUGUACUUGGCGACUGUUGGGAGAGAUGGUUAUUUGAGAGUUUUUGAUUUUUUAAAGGAACAACUAAUAUUUGGGGGGAGAAGUUAUUAUGGUGCUCUGCUUUGUUGCACGUGGAGCUCGGAUGGCAAAUAUCUAUUAACAGGUGGUGAAGAUGAUCUUGUGCAGGUAUGGAGCAUGGAUGAUAGAAAGAUAGUUGCAUGGGGCGAAGGGCAUAAUUCCUGGGUUAGUGGAGUUGCUUUUGAUUCAUAUUGGUCCCCACCGAAUUCUGAUGGAACAGGAGAAAAUGUCUAUCGCUUUGGUUCUGUUGGUCAGGACACCCAACUGCUUCUGUGGGACCUUGCACUGGAUGAGAUUGUUGUCCCGCUACGUCAUCCUUCAAGUGGCUCGCCGACAUUUAGCAGUGGAAGCCCUUCUGCACAUUGGGACAACGCAUGCCUUCCAAUAGGUGUUCUUCAACCUUCUCCAAGGAUGCGAGAUGUGCCGAAGCUCUCACCCCUUGUUUCCCACCGAGUACAUGCCGAUCCCCUCUCUGGUCUGGUGUUCACCAAUGAAUCGAUUCUCACCAUCUGCCGCGAGGGCCUCAUAAAAAUCUGGGUCAGAUCAGACCAGAGUGAAAAUAAUCAACAAUCAAAUUCUUCAGAAUUUGUUUUAGGCACUGCUGUUUCAAGGGAUAGGGCGACCACAUCUUUGAAUAAAGCAAGUGGCUCCAGCUUCAAGAAACCGUCGUCUGUUCUUAUCACAUGACAGGUUGACUGAAUGUUUUCCUUCUGGGCCUUUUACUCUGCGUACCCUGGUCAUCGGUGGUCAUGUAUCUUACCGACACCGUGAUUAAUGGAGUUAAAUUCUCAAAAGGAGGCUGCCGGUGAUGGAAACGUGCAUUGGUUCGCAGAUGUUCCUGGGGUUACAGCAAUGGCAGUGUUGCCAUUUGUGUGGCGUGAAAGAAUAAUGGAAUAUGCUCCUGUACAGAUACAUAUGCUCCAAGAUAAAAUUUUAAAAUUCA
Messenger RNA from Phragmites australis (common reed), 2208 nucleotides. Its product is annotated as probable catabolite repression protein creC. The record is from RefSeq and is a predicted model, not a curated record. The transcript has 11 exons. Lineage: Eukaryota; Viridiplantae; Streptophyta; Magnoliopsida; Poales; Poaceae. The coding region runs from base 282 to 1952 and encodes 556 amino acids. Gene Ontology annotation, molecular function: protein binding.